CCGAGACCGAGACCGAGACCGAGACCGAGACCGAGACCGAGACCGAGAUCGCCUCGGAGGGGCCCCUCUCGUCUCCGGGAAGCCCGGCGGAGACCGCCCGGUGCCGGGGAUGAAGCGCAGACGCAGAGGCGGAGCGGCCCAGCAGCCCGAGGCCUGCGAUGUCUGGCUGGACACCGCUCAGCUGAAGCAGAGCCCGGCGCAGCCUCUCAUAGCUAAGCCAAAGGUACCCAGUCAAGUUCUGGAAUGGAGGCAGGCCUCAGGCCUUUUCACACAGCCCAGAGCAUCUCAGCCUCGCACCAAGCAAACCACAAUCUCUGCUUUCUUCAGCAUGCAGCCAGAUGAGAAAGACAAAGAAAACUCCAAACCACCUCCUGUCAUCCUGAAUAAAGACUGUAAAGGAAAAGGUGUUAGUUUGGAUGCCUCCCCUGUGAAGAUCUUGGCUCUGCCACAGGGGGAAGCCCAGAAAGGAUCUGUGGGAGCUGAGGAGCAGGUUCCAGCCCAGCGCUGUGCACGGAGAGCACCAAGAGCUCCUUUGGGAGCAGAGUCCCAGGAGAGGAAUUCAGCCUCCUGCAGGAUGGGAGAGGAUUCCUGCUCCUUCAGCUUCACCCAGGACUCGGCAGGACACCGCGUCAUCGCUCACAGAUCAGCAAGAAACCAGGAGGAGAAACCACACCCAUGGAGUGGUGUUAAUUCUUUAAUUGAUUUCGCUGCCCCUGAGGAUAUAAAUCCUGCUGCUGUCAGCAGAGACCUCCCCUGGCCUCCUGGCUUUUCCUCCUCUCCUCAAGGACCAACUGGAGCAGAGCCCCUGAGGGAGCACAACUGGAAGGCUGCCUCAGGCGGGCAGGGCUGCGGCAGCCCCUGCAGGCAGCUCUUCACCCAGGACUCGGAGGGCAACAGAGUGAUUGCCCACCCCUGCCACAGCCUUCCCUCUCCUGGCAAGGCCUGGAGCAGCUCCAGCCAGCAGCCACCUCGCUCUCACACCCUGGGCUGCUCCAGGAGCUUGGGCAAAGCAGGGGAGCAGGAGGCAGAGGUGGGCUACGAGUUCCUGUUCACCCAGGAUUCGGAGGGAAACAGAGUGAUUAAACACUGGUGAGGGCCCUGAAUGGGGCACCUGAGCACCUCUUGUGAAACCUCAGGAAAGCUUUUUUGGAACUAAAAGCCAUCAGAAUUAGGUAAGUGGACCUGUUGUGACUGUGUGUGUGGUC
Calypte anna (Anna's hummingbird) is the source of this 1205-nucleotide messenger RNA. It is a transcript of the gene AUNIP, whose product is annotated as aurora kinase A and ninein interacting protein. Gene Ontology annotation, cellular component: centrosome; spindle pole. Gene Ontology annotation, biological process: spindle organization. The coding region runs from base 110 to 1093 and encodes 327 amino acids. Lineage: Eukaryota; Metazoa; Chordata; Aves; Apodiformes; Trochilidae. The transcript is spliced from 3 exons. The record is from RefSeq and is a predicted model, not a curated record.